AUGGCGUGUCCGAUCACCGUCACCAAGUUCGUAGGAACUGUCUCCCUCGGCCUCUUAACAGGUCUAUCAUACUCCGCGUCUGCCGUCACCGUACCCUCCCUCAGCCUCCUCUCUACUUCCGCCAACGCCUCCAAGUCUCUCAACGAAGUGAAGCGCCUAAACCGUAAGCACGGUCUUCGCCUCGCCAAUAUCUCCAACAUAUGCCUCCUCUUCGCAUACGGCAUCUCACCGCGAUACCGGAAACACCCAUACUUGGUCUGGAUGGUGGUCAUGUCGACCGUCGGCUCCUACGGCGUCGACUACUGGUUCCACCGCGAGAGCGGCAUCAAGGCCUGGCUCUGCAGCGUUGUACAAGAUACUGGAUACGCAUCUCUAUUCUCCGCGAAGUCGCAAAAGAAGGAAGAUGACAUUGUGGUCGUUGAGUCGGAGGAGAAUGUCAACGGCGAGAUUGUGCGGAAGGAAAUGGAAACUGAGCGCCGCUUGCAGUGCGUUAGGGCGCUCUUCUCCGGCCUGGCUCUUUCAAUGGGCAUUGUUGGUCUCUGGGGUGACCGCCGUUCUUAA
Messenger RNA from Aspergillus puulaauensis, 561 nucleotides. RefSeq lists its product as uncharacterized. Gene Ontology annotation, cellular component: mitochondrion. NCBI's taxonomy places the organism in Eukaryota, Fungi, Ascomycota, Eurotiomycetes, Eurotiales, Aspergillaceae. The coding region runs from base 1 to 561 and encodes 186 amino acids. The record is from RefSeq and is a predicted model, not a curated record. The transcript is spliced from 2 exons. Gene Ontology annotation, biological process: autophagy of mitochondrion.